AUUAAUUCAGAAAUUAGUAAUUCUAUAUUUCAUUAAUUCGAAGCAACAAUACUUAUUAUGCUGCCUCGUUCACUGUUGGCAUCAUUAUUGUAGUCUUCGCCCAUAGCUCACUCGUUCUCGUUUGUCAUCCUCUGCCUUUGUUUCUCCACAAAUAAAAAAAAAUUCCCACCAACUCUAAGAUCGAAUCAUCGAACCGUCCACCGAAAAUGUCGGUUCCAGCGAUAUCGACAUCCGUUGGAUCGUUCUGCCUUUCACGAUCCAACUGUCACAGCAGCACUAGCAGCAGGGGUAUGCCUCGAUCCGUUAUGGCACUCCGAUCCGGCGCCGUUUCGGUGGCUCCGAUCUUGACCAACUUACAAAAAGACUGCGCCACUCCUUUGCCCCUGCUCCGCCACGUGGCAGACGCGAUGGCAACUGAUAUGCGAAACGGACUCGCCGUCGACGGUGGCAGUGACCUCAAGAUGAUCCUCAGCUAUGUUGAUGCUCUCCCAACUGGGAACGAGAAGGGUCUGUUUUAUGCAUUGGAUCUUGGAGGUACAAACUUUCGGGUGCUUAGAGUUCAAUUAGGUGGUAAGGAAGAGCGAGUGAUAGCCACUGAGUUUGAACAAGUCUCUAUUCCUCAGGAACUUAUGUUUGGUACCUCUGAGCAACUUUUUGAUUUUAUGGCAUCUGGGUUAGCUAAAUUUUCACAAAAGGAAGGUGGGAAAUUUCACCUGCCAAGUGGUAGGACGAGGGAGAUUGGUUUCACAUUCUCAUUCCCAGUGAGGCAGUUGUCUAUUGACUCUGGUAUACUCAUGAAGUGGACAAAAGGGUUUGCUGUCUCUGGAACGCCUGGCAAAGAUAUAGUUGCUUGUUUGAAUGAAGCCAUGGGAAGGCUUGGAUUAGAGAUGCGUGUGUCUGCCCUGGUUAAUGAUGCUGUAGGAACACUAGCUGGUGCAAGGUACUGGGAUGAUGAUGUAAUGGUUGCAGUCAUUUUAGGUACUGGAACUAAUGCUUGCUAUGUGGAGCGAACUGAUGCUAUUCCUAAACAAAAAGGGCAGGUCUCUUCAUCUGGCAGAACGAUUAUUAAUACCGAGUGGGGAGCAUUCUCAACUGGUCUUCCUUUGACCGUGUAUGACAGUGAAAUGGAUGCUGCCAGUAUCAAUCCUGGAGAGCAGAUAUUUGAGAAAACAAUAUCUGGUAUGUAUCUUGGCGAAAUUGUACGAAGGGUGCUGCUGAAAAUGGCACAAGCAGGUGACUUGUUUGGUAAAUCUGUGCCGGAGAAACUGUUCUCUCCUUUCAUCCUUAGGACUCCGGAUCUUUGUGCUAUGCAGCAGGAUAACACUGAUGAUCUUCAAUCUGUUGGAUCAAUUUUAUACAAUGUAGCUGGGCUUGAAACCAAUUUAAGUGUGAGAAAGAUUGUUGUGGAGGUUUGUGAUACAAUAGUGAAGCGAGGAGGCCGAUUAGCUGGGGCCGGAAUUGUAGGUAUUCUGCAGAAAAUGGAGGAGGACUCGAGGGGCCUUAUCUUUGGAAAGAGGACAGUGGUGGCUAUGGAUGGAGGGCUAUAUGAAAACUACCCACAAUACAGAAGAUACUUACAAGAAGCAGUCACAGAGCUUCUAGGGACAGAAAUUUCUAGGAAUGUGGUGAUAGAGCAUUCGAAAGAUGGAUCUGGUAUAGGGGCUGCUCUCUUGGCUGCUGCAAACUCUAAGUAUCCGCAUGACGUUUAAGUUAUAAUCAAGGCAGGUUGACGUUUUCUCAACCAUGUAAUUAGUCUAGUAGUCUCUGGUCAAGAGUAAAAUAUAUAGUUAAUUGAGGCAUUGAUAAGUUGGACUCGUUCUUGGACUGAAGAAUAAUUUAGAUAAAAUUUAUUCUUAGGAAACGCACUUCGAAAUGGUCAUUUUUAUUUUUCGGCAGUGAACUGUCGAAGAACAUUUGUUCCUAAUGCGCCAUAACUGUGUGGUGCAAUUUUGUUAUUUAUUUCAUGUGUAGUCUAUAAGCUUGUGGUGGCCUUAUCUGAACAGCUUUUCAAAAACAAUAGUAUGUAACAUUAUUUGUUAUCUUUAAUUAGUUUGGACAAUUUUUUCUUC
Humulus lupulus (European hop) is the source of this 2069-nucleotide messenger RNA. Its product is annotated as hexokinase-2, chloroplastic. Gene Ontology annotation, biological process: glycolytic process; glucose 6-phosphate metabolic process; intracellular glucose homeostasis. The transcript has 10 exons. Gene Ontology annotation, cellular component: mitochondrion; cytosol. NCBI's taxonomy places the organism in Eukaryota, Viridiplantae, Streptophyta, Magnoliopsida, Rosales, Cannabaceae. Gene Ontology annotation, molecular function: ATP binding; glucokinase activity; fructokinase activity. The coding region runs from base 207 to 1709 and encodes 500 amino acids. The record is from RefSeq and is a predicted model, not a curated record.